GGGCCGCUCUCUGUCCCCGUGGUUCGUUGGAACCCGCAGGGUUAACAGGGGCUAGUGGGUCCCGGACGAGCGGAGGGGCUGUCCAGCUCUGAGGAACUGCACGCCGCGCGCGGGCGGGUCUGCGCCAGCAGCCAAGAGCCCCGCCGGAGAACCGGACGCGCCGGGGUUAAUCCCUCAGGCCCAGGAGAGGGGGCAGGCCCCGAACCCCGGGAUCGGAGGGCUGCUGGGUCCCAGACAGAAGCGAGAGUGCCAGGCGUCCGAUGCCGUUCCCCUCGGGCUGCGUGAGCGCCGGCCGGGCCUCUGCCGCAGACAUGGAGAAACUCAGUGCCCUGCAGGAACAGAAGGGCGAGCUGCGCAAGCGGCUGUCCUAUACCACCCACAAGCUGGAGAGGCUGGAGACGGAGUUUGACUCCACACGCCAUUACCUGGAGAUUGAGCUGAGGCGUGCGCAGGAAGAGCUGGACAAGGUCACCGAGAAGCUGCGCAGGAUUCAGAGCAACUACAUGGCGCUGCAGAGGGUCAACCAAGAGCUGGAGGACAAGCUGUACCGCAUGGGCCAGCACUAUGAGGAAGAAAAACGUGCAAUGAGCCAUGAGAUUGUUGCCCUUAACAGCCACCUGCUGGAGGCCAAGGUGACCAUUGACAAGCUGUCAGAGGACAACGAGCUCUAUAAGAAGGACUGCAAUCUAGCGGCCCAGCUGCUGCAGUGCAGCCAGACCUACGGCAGGGUCCAUAAGGUGUCCGAGGUAACGUGGCCCCGCCCCACAGCCAGGCCCGCCCCGUCCCAGGACCACCCGGCUCCUUUUGGGCCACCCCACCCCGAAGCCUCUCCCCACCCUCCAGGAAGAAGCUACCCGCUGCCCUCGGACUUCCAGCAGCGCGUGAGCCUGCACAUGGAGAAGCAUGGCUGCAGCCUGCCGUCCCCACUCUGCCAUCCGGCCUACGCCGACAGCGUGCCCUCCUGCGUCAUCGCCAAGGUGCUGGAGAAGCCCGACCCUGGCAGCCUGUCCUCGCGCAUGUCGGAUGCCUCGGCCCGUGACCUGACCUUCCGCGACGGAGUGGAGAAGACGUGCCCACGACCCCAGUACAAGGGAGACAUCUACUGCAGCGACACGGCUCUCUACUGCCCAGAAGAUCGGCAGCAUGACCGGCGGCCCAGCGUGGACACCCCGGUGACCGACGUGGGCUUCCUGCGGGUGCAGAACUCCACCGACAGCACGGCAGAGGAGGAGGAGGAGGCCGAGGCGGCGGCCUUCCCUGAGGCUUUCCGCCACGAUGCCUUCCCGGGCUACGCGGGCUCGCUGCCCACGUCCAGCUCCUACUCCAGCUUCAGCGCCACGUCCGAGGAGAAGGAGCAUGCGCAGGCCAGCACGCUGACCGCCUCGCAGCAGGCCAUCUACCUAAACAGCCGCGACGAGCUCUUCAACCGCAAGCCGCCCUCUGCCUCCUAUGGGAGCAGCCCUCGCUUCGCCAAGGCCGCGGCCACCCUGGCCUCCCCGCUCGAGGCCCAGGUAGCCCCGGGCUUUGCUCGGACAGUGUCUCCGUACCCGGCUGAGUCCUACCGCUUCCCGGCCUCCCCAGGUCCCCAGCAGGCUCUGAUGCCGCCAAACCUGUGGAGCCUGAGGGCCAAGCCAAGCGGUAGCCGACUUGCCGGGGAGAACAUUCGAGGCCAGUGGCGGCCCCUGAGCGUCGAGGAUGUCGGCGCCUACUCGUACCAGGCGGGCACCGCAGGCCGCGCUUCGCCCUGCAACUUCUCAGAACGUUUCUACGGCGGCGCUGGCGGCGGUGGCGGCGGUGGCAGCAGCCCAGGCAAUAAGGCUGAGGGCCGUGCCAGCCCCCUCUAUGCCACCUACAAGGCCGAUAGUUUCUCGGAGGGCGAUGACCUUUCCCAGGGUCAUCUGGCCGAGCCCUGCUUCCUCCGAGCAGGUGGCGAUCUGAGCCUCAGCCCCAGCCGUUCAGUUGACCCGCUCGCUGGCUAUGCACCCAGUGAGGGGGAUGGGGAUAGGCUCGGGGUGCAGCUGUGUGGGGCUGGCAGCAGCCCGGAGCCUGAGCAUGGCUCCAGGGAUUCCUUGGAGCCCAGCUCCAUGGAAGCCUCUCCUGAGAUGCACCCUGCACCGCGCCUCAGCCCCCAGCAGGCCUUCCCCAGGACUGGAGGCUCUGGGCUGAGCCGCAAGGACAGUCUCACUAAAGCCCAGCUCUAUGGAACCUUGCUCAACUGACUGCCAUCAGCAGGCCACAGUCAGCCCCCCC
Messenger RNA from Acomys russatus (golden spiny mouse), 2250 nucleotides. RefSeq names its product brain enriched guanylate kinase associated (gene Begain). The transcript has 7 exons. NCBI's taxonomy places the organism in Eukaryota, Metazoa, Chordata, Mammalia, Rodentia, Muridae. The record is from RefSeq and is a predicted model, not a curated record. Gene Ontology annotation, cellular component: synapse. The coding region runs from base 261 to 2219 and encodes 652 amino acids.